GUGGAGAGAAGCUCUCAACCUUGAGGGAAAACAAGCAGGACUGGGACCAACUUAACUUUCUCACUGCCUGUACCUAGGAGCGUUCUAUGAAUUCUGAUACAUCAUCUAAAAUCUCACAGGUGACAUCAUCUAGAAUCUCCUUACUCUGCUUGAUGGCCUUUGUGUUUUCUAUGAAGAAGUGUUUUCAAACUGGAUUAUGAACUCUCCUGAUUGCUGACAACAUUUUUCAAAGGAUAAUUUAUUGUUGCUGCAUCUGCUUUGCUUUUUAUACGAGUCAUCUUAAACUGCAAGUAUAUCCCUGCAAACCUGAAGAUCUUAUAUUAUGGUUUAACUGCUGCUCAGAGAACAAAACAAUGGGCAACAAGAACUACAGUAACUUCCUGGUGUGAACAUGCAAUCACAGCAUCCCUGUUGAUAAGGGCAUAUAACUGAACAACGCAUUGAGCGUGUCUCAUGAGAUCAGCCAAUGUUUACUUGGAGUGCAACGGUGUGAUUUUAAUUGUAUGCAAAAAGACUGAAGAGGAGUGUGUGUGUGUGUGUGUGUGUGGAGGUCAAAGACCUGGAUUUCCAAGAGAUGGAGGGUCAUGGCUAUGACCGCUUCGGAGAGAAUGAGAGGGACAAUUAUCAGAUUGACUACAGAAGGAUUGUAGGAGACAUGGAACCAGCGCGGCCUCGUGUCUCAAACAGAGACGGGGAGCAGUCUCAGCACUCCUUUCUGGCUCAUCCCCACCCGGGGUCAUAUGGACAUGGGCAUGAGACUGCAGCCCAGAGGUACAGCGCCACACGAAUCCAGGCUGGAUAUGAACCAGAGAGCAUGGCUGACUACUUGAUCAGCGGAGGAACUGGUUAUGUUCCUGAGGAUGGACUCACAGCACAACAGCUGUUUGCUAUUGGAGACGGGCUGACAUACAAUGAUUUUCUUAUCCUACCUGGUUUCAUAGAUUUCACUUCUGAUGAAGUGGAUCUGACCUCUGCACUGACAAAAAAGAUCACCCUGAAGACACCUCUCAUUUCAUCUCCCAUGGAUACGGUGACUGAGUCGUCCAUGGCCAUCGCCAUGGCACUGAUGGGUGGGAUUGGAAUAAUUCAUCACAACUGCACUGCUGAAUUCCAGGCCAAUGAGGUGCGAAGAGUCAAGAAAUUUGAGCAAGGUUUCAUCACAGACCCAGUGGUAAUGAGUCCUCAUCACAGAGUGGGGGAUGUGUUUGAAGCUAAGAGACAACAUGGUUUCUCUGGGAUCCCAGUGACGGAAACAGGCAAGAUGGGCAGCAAGCUGGUUGGCAUUGUGACCUCCAGAGAUAUAGACUUUUUGUCCGAGAAGGAUAAUGAAAAAUUUCUGGAAGAGGCCAUGACAAAGAGGGAAGACCUAGUUGUUGCGCCAGCUGGAGUCACUCUGAAAGAGGCUAAUGACAUACUGCAGCGAAGCAAGAAAGGUAAACUUCCCAUUGUAAAUGACAACGACGAGCUUAUUUCCAUCAUAGCAAGAACUGACCUGAAGAAGAACAGAGAUUAUCCUCUGGCUUCCAAGGACUCUCGUAAACAGCUGCUGUGUGGAGCUGCCGUUGGUACCAGGGAGGACGACAAAUACAGACUAGAGCUCCUUGUGCAGGCUGGAGUGGAUGUAGUAGUUUUGGACUCAUCUCAGGGAAACUCAGUGUUUCAGAUCAGCAUGAUUAACUACAUUAAACAGAAGUAUCCUGAUCUACAAGUGAUUGGAGGAAAUGUGGUGACAGCUGCUCAGGCUAAAAAUCUCAUAGAUGCUGGUGUGGAUGCGCUGAGGGUGGGGAUGGGCUGUGGCUCUAUCUGCAUUACCCAGGAGGUAAUGGCAUGUGGACGACCCCAAGGUACAUCUGUUUACAAAGUUGCAGAGUAUGCCAGACGCUUCGGAGUACCGGUAAUCGCUGAUGGAGGCAUUCAGACUGUAGGGCAUGUGGUGAAAGCUCUUGCCCUGGGAGCGUCUACAGUGAUGAUGGGGUCUUUGUUAGCAGCAACUACUGAGGCUCCAGGAGAAUAUUUCUUCUCAGAUGGUGUGCGCCUCAAGAAAUACAGAGGAAUGGGCUCCUUGGAUGCCAUGGAGAAGGAUAACAGUCAAAAGCGUUACUUUAGUGAGGGAGAUAAGGUGAAGGUGGCUCAAGGGGUUGCAGGAUCAGUUCAAGAUAAAGGGUCUGUCCAAAAGUUUGUUCCUUACCUCAUUGCUGGAAUACAGCAUGGCUGUCAGGACAUUGGGGCCAGAAGUUUGUCCAUUUUAAGGUCAAUGAUGUAUUCAGGAGAGUUGAAGUUUGAGAAGAGAACCAUGUCUGCUCAGAUGGAGGGGGGAGUUCAUGGGCUUCACUCAUAUUCUUUUGUGCCAUUUACAAGAAGUGGCCUCAUUGAGGCUGGUGGACGAGGAAACACACGAUCAGGACCUAAUGUCCCGACCCCGGCUGCUAUGAGCCGAUGCAAUGGACUCAUGUGAAUAGAUGAUUGCCACCAAGUUGAUAUCGCACCUUAACAAAUUGCUCUCUAAGAUCAAGGUCUUAGAAGACAGGCAGAAAAACCAAUGGACACAUGGAUCAUCAAGUGAACUCCACCUUUCUUAUGUAUUUGCAAAGGUAGAGGGCUGUACAUGAUUUUAACUCUAUUCUGUUGGAUUCUUUCCACACACAACACAAGCCAUGAAAUGCUUUAGGAAGACUUAUUACUGCUAAUGAAUAGUCAUUUGGUUCUGCUCUUUCAAACAAGGUACAGCUAAAAAGCAGUUUUUCCUGAGUCAGUUCCCUUUAAUUUACAGGGACUUUAAUCUCAGAAUGUAUCAAUGUCAAAAUGAUUGUAUGGUCACUGGAUAUUACUUUUUUGGACAAAUUGUAUAGACCUGAAGAUAUACACAUAGUGUGUUAAUCACAAUAGGCAAAUUUUGUAUUUCAAAUGCUGGACUCUGUCACCACCUUGAAUUUAAUCUAAGAGCUAUGUGCAACUCUUUUGUAGAAAGAUACUAAAGCUAAGCACAGAGUUCAAAUAAACAUACUUGUAAGAAAGUGUUUUCUAGGGUCAAUAUGCGGUAGUCUCACCUUUAAUUUUUCCCUCAUUUGCAUCAACUAUACAACAUCGACCAAAGUCUAUCAUUUACAAAGUUUAAUUGUUAGAAUGAUAAUACUUGAUGUUUUGUAUUGUCAGGAGCAGUGUUAAAAAGAAAGCACACUUUAAAAACACUGAAAUCUGGUUAUUGACACAAUACAGCAAUCUCACCUGGUCAGUUUAUAUUGUUUUAUUUAUUUUGACCAAUAAACUAUUUUAAAAUGUA
Molecule: messenger RNA, 3280 nt
Organism: Girardinichthys multiradiatus
Lineage: Eukaryota; Metazoa; Chordata; Actinopteri; Cyprinodontiformes; Goodeidae
Product: inosine-5'-monophosphate dehydrogenase 1b-like
Exons: 16
Coding region: 575-2455 (626 amino acids)
Biological process (GO): GTP biosynthetic process
Cellular component (GO): cytoplasm
Molecular function (GO): IMP dehydrogenase activity
Source: RefSeq, a predicted model, not a curated record